UAGAACGUGGCUAUAGCUUACAGUGUGAUGAUUUGAAGUCAAACUUCGGGACUCGUGUGCACUUCACAUUUUGACACACGCCUGUAUACCGUCUUUGAUACGUAGCGGCACCAAUGGUGCGGGUGUCGUCUUCGUUCACAACGAUGUCCCCUCUGCGGUAUGUGGUUCUGAGCUUGGCGGUUUUGGUAGCGCCGUGGUCGAUGUCGGAUGCCGUGGUGCUGGACCGCAAAACGAUGCAACACAUGUUUCAGUGCCCUCCGUGUGACACUAACCUUUGCUCCCUCCCAAUGCAACCCUGCGAACUUGUCCUGGAGCCUGGGAUCUGUGGCUGCUGUCCUGUGUGUGCCCGGCGGGCGGGACAGUCGUGUGGCGUGACGGUGGGGCGUUGUGCCCAGGGCCUCAAAUGCCGCCCUGCCAUUUCGGAUCCUAAUCCUCUGAGCGCCUUGCUGCAAGGUAGAGCUGUGUGCAUUGGUGUGGAAACAUACUCCUAUAUCUAUGAAAAGAAACUGAACGAAAAAUACUGAAGCCUCACCCACGUAUCAUCGAUUUCCCAUCAUCUUCAACACCCAGGGGAACAGACAUGUGGAAAAGUGACUUUUCGAAGUAAGCCGCUAAGCUAGUAGGAAUUACGAAUGGGAUGAGGACCCUUAUUGUCCUAACAGAAGACCAGUCGGCUCGGACAUCUCAAAGGAUCAGAACAAGGGCUUCGUGUGAAACAGGGGGCAGUCGGACGCCUGACCAUGUGCGAUGUUGAGAUACUUACCUGGCUUGAACAGCAGUGCAUCAUACAAAGGAUAUCGUCUUACAAAAACAUCAAGUGUCCUAACAUGUGAUAUCCACUGAUUAUCAAUUGUUCGUCAUGUUUGUUCCCAAGAUAAAUCUCCUUUCUGUUGUAAAUGUUCUUAAAAGUAUUAAACUUAUUCAUUUAA
This is a messenger RNA of Haliotis rubra (blacklip abalone), 929 nucleotides long. RefSeq names its product insulin-like growth factor-binding protein 5. The transcript is spliced from 2 exons. Gene Ontology annotation, molecular function: insulin-like growth factor binding. Gene Ontology annotation, cellular component: extracellular region. The record is from RefSeq and is a predicted model, not a curated record. Bases 114 to 524 code for a protein of 136 amino acids. NCBI's taxonomy places the organism in Eukaryota, Metazoa, Mollusca, Gastropoda, Lepetellida, Haliotidae.